Miscanthus lutarioriparius is the source of this 951-nucleotide messenger RNA. The record is from the annotation of a GenBank genome assembly. NCBI's taxonomy places the organism in Eukaryota, Viridiplantae, Streptophyta, Magnoliopsida, Poales, Poaceae.
AUGCUGACGGUCCAGAAGCUCCAGCCGGCGGUGACCGACGUGAGAGAGCUCCAGCGGACCGGGGCCUUCAUCGGGUACCAGGAGGGCUCCUUCAUCAAGCAACGACUCCAGAAACUAGGCUUCGACAAGGCCAAGAUGAGGAGCUACAGCACGGCGGAGGGGUACGCCGACGCGCUGUCCAGCGGGCAGGUCGCCGCCGUGUUCGACGAGAUCCCGUACCUGAGGCUCUUCCUGUCGCAGUACUGCGACGGCUACACCAUGUUCGGCCCGGUCUACAAGACCGACGGCUUCGGGUUCGUCUUCCCGAUGGGCAGCCCGCUGACGGCGGACGUGUCGCGCGCGGUCCUGACGCUGGCGGAAGGCGAGGAGAUGGCGCAGAUCGAGAAGAAGUGGUUCGGCGAGCCGGGUAAGUGCCCGAGCCAGGGCGGCGGCGGCGGCACCGCCCUCGGCUUCUCCAACCUCAGCUUCCGGAGUUUCGGCGGGCUGUUCCUCAUCACCGGCGUCGUGUCCGGCCUCAUGCUCCUCGUCUACCUCGCCACCUUCGUCUACCGCGAGCGCGGCGAGGUCCGGCCGGAGGAGGAAGGCUCGGGGAGCUCGUCGAUGCGCCUGCUGCGCGCGUGGCUGCGGCACUUCGACCAGAAGGACCUCAAGUGCCCCACGUUCAAGACGGGGAACGGCGACUCCAUCAGGGAUGGGAACCAGACGCAGAGAUGGGUUGAGUUUGAGUCCGUCAGGAAUGGCCGUGGCGGGAACGGGCCGGUGCAGGCGGCGCCCGAGGAGGAAGCCAUUGCCAUUGGCAUGAGCCCGCUCAGUUUCAACACCUCCACUCCGUCGGAGACGAUCAACGCCGGUUCGUCGCCGGCGUCAGAGCUCGGGACCUCGUUCGAGCAGAGGAUGCAGGAGGCGCCACAGUCUGCGUCGGUGGACAUGCCAGGAUCAACGGCCCCGUAA